AUGAGUGUAGAAAUUCUAGAUGGUGCCACCAUUGUCCACUUUCUUGAAGAUGAAGAAGCAUUUAAUGACUCUGUAGGUAACCGAUUUGCUCGCCUUGACACAAACCAUGACGGUCUUCUCUCUUAUGAUGAGAUGUUAAAGGAGCUCCAGGGUCUGAGAGUUUUCGAAACACACUUUGGUAUUGAUGUGGAGUCAGACCCAAAAGAGCUUGCCCGUGUUUAUGCAUCCUUGUUCAUACAAUUCGAUCACAAUUUAAAUGGCACAGUUGAUCUAGAAGAAUUCAAGAAAGAAACAAAGGAGAUGAUGCUUGCAAUGGCAGAUGGAAUGGGUUUCAUGCCAAUUCAAAUGGUGUUGGAAGAAGACAGCAUCCUUAAGAAAGCAGUUGAAAGAGAGUACAAUAAAGUCGCAGCUUAA
Molecule: messenger RNA, 414 nt
Organism: Lathyrus sativus (Indian pea)
Lineage: Eukaryota; Viridiplantae; Streptophyta; Magnoliopsida; Fabales; Fabaceae
Source: the annotation of a GenBank genome assembly